Hemibagrus wyckioides is the source of this 1787-nucleotide messenger RNA. RefSeq names its product crystallin, gamma N2 (gene crygn2). Bases 1145 to 1717 code for a protein of 190 amino acids. The record is from RefSeq and is a predicted model, not a curated record. The transcript is spliced from 3 exons. NCBI's taxonomy places the organism in Eukaryota, Metazoa, Chordata, Actinopteri, Siluriformes, Bagridae. Gene Ontology annotation, biological process: visual perception; lens development in camera-type eye. Gene Ontology annotation, molecular function: structural constituent of eye lens.
UAUUUUGAAUAGAGCAUAAUUUUCGAAUGGACCAUCUGUUUUAGCACGUGAUCUUUUCCUUAAAAAGGAAAACUCCAAAUACACAGAAUCUGUGUUCCUGCACCUGUAUAGCUUACGAGUGUAUUACAGGCAGAACAAAGUCGAAGAGAGAAGAAAGGUCAUGGCAAUUAGAGCUUUGAGCUUUUCUGUUUCUCCUUCUGUUAACACCUUUUUAACGUCCCUUCACCUGGUUUCCAUGGUUACACGGGGACCGUACACAAGCCCCUCACAAAGGGCAAACAGCAAGCAAUAUCAUAUAGGAUACAGCACUCUGUAUUGAAUGCUGUAAAGAGCAGUGUUGGCCUGCGCACAUGGCACAACGUCAAGCAAAGCAAAAUCUAUUGUUCAUCUUGCUCUGAGCCAAAUCCCAGAAUCAGCAGUGCUAAGAGUGAACAGAAAAUGUCCAGCAAGCAAAAGCCAUAAGCUCUCUAUUGUGGAGCCUUUGUUGGGCAAACAUUGCGAUACAGCGAGGCACACGACAACCCAUAUAUAUUGGGGUGUCCAAAUUUUUCACUGUCACACUUUCUUUCGUGUGGGUCAGGUCGGACAAUCUCCAGUGGAAAAAUGUCACAGUAUUCUGGAAAGGUAAGCAUCCAGGCCAAUUAGGAGCACAUACAUCAUCACAUGUCAUCAGAAUGCAGUCUCACACAGCAUCCACAGGAGCACUGCUGGGAAUUUGGAGAUGGCUGAAUGGUUCCUGAAAUGAUUGACACUUUUCACGUCAUCAUUAUCACAAAAUUGAAGAUCUAAAAAUAGAAAACAAACUGAAAAACAGCCGAUUUUCCGUUGUGUUUUAUUAAGAAGACUAAAAGAAUUUGACGUAACUGAGGUUUUGAUUGCUGUGACAAGCCUUUUGGAACUUUUCAGGCAUGACUGCAAUAUAUUUGCACUCUGUAUAUUUGGGAUUCAGCUAAAAAAAACAAAAAAACCAGCAAAGUGUCACAGUAGUCCUAUAAGGUAUUGUCCAGCUAUUAUGUUGUUACAUGUUGCACAGUGAGAUUAAUCUCUUUUCUAUAAGAUCUGAUCGAAUAUACGAUACAUUUUCCUGUCCACUCCUUGACUGUUUAACCUUGCUAGUCUGCCAAAUGCCGUAAAUUAAUAUAAAAUGAUACUGAAACCUGUCCUACCUGCUGCUCCUUCCUCUCAGAUUAUAUUUUAUGAGGGAAGAUGCUUCACCGGCAGGAAGCUGGAGGUCUACGGAGACUGCGAUAACUUCCAGGACCGUGGCUUCAUGAACAGGGUGAACUCUAUCCGUGUGGAGAGCGGAGCUUGGAUCUGUUAUGACCACCCUGACUUUAAGGGCCAGCAGUACAUCCUGGAGCGUGGAGAGUACCCCGAGUUCCAGCGCUGGAACUCCCACAAUGACCACAUGGGCUCCUGCAAGCCUGUCAGGAUGCACGGAGAGCACUACAGGAUCGAGCUGUACGAUGGAGGCAACUACUCAGGUCACUGUAUGGAGCUGUGUGAUGACUGUCCCUUCCUGCAGAGCUGUGGCUAUGGCAGGCCCUGCGUCAACUCUGUCAGGGUAUUCGGAGAUGGAGCCUGGGUGAUGUACGAAGAGCCUAACUUCCGUGGCCGUAUGUACAUUGUGGAGAGAGGAUACUACUGCAGCCACAACGAGUGGCAGGCCCAGACCCCCAACAUCCAGUCCAUCCGCAGGAUUGUUAACUACUUCUAAACCUCCAUCUCUCUUUUCCUGUCCCCUUCUCAUUCAUACCUCCUUCUACCAGGCCACAGACUGUUACUAU